GCCACAUCCGGGUCCCGCUCUCCCCCCUUCCCCCCUUCCCCCACCAACCUCCGCCGCCGCUCGCGCCCGGCCAUGGCGGAGGCCUCGGUGGGCAGGCAGAGCCCCAGGGUGGUACCAUACCCAGCCCACAGCCUUUGUCCUGGAGAGCCCAGCCUUCAGAGCGCAGCAGUUGUGUCAAUGGGCUCAGCUGAUCACCGACUGAACCUAGCAGAGAUCCUUUCGCAGAACUACGGCGUACGGGAAGAAAGGGAAGAAGAAGAUGAUGCUCAGGAGAAACAGAAGUCUUUAGAAGAGCUGGAGAAGAGUUUCAGUGCCUCUCAGCUGCUGUUGUUCUCGGUGAUUGUUCCAUGCCUGAUGAAGCUUUGUCCUCCUCUCGCUCAGAGCAGUGAAAUGCCAUUUGAGGAGCUGCUUGCACUUUAUGGCUAUGAGGCAUCCGAUCCCAUUUCAGAGCAGGACAGCGAGAGCAAUGACAUCCCUCCAAAUCUCCCUGAUAUGACUCUGGAUAAGGAACAAAUAGCGAAGGAUUUGCUUUCAGGGGAGGAAGAGGAGACACAGUCUUCAGCAGAUGAUCUGACCCCGUCGGUCACCUCCCACGAUGCAUCAGACCUAUUCCCAAACCAGCCUGGCUCAAACAACUUCCUUGCUGAUGAAGACAAAGAGCCCUGCUCAUCUCCAUGUGCUUCCUCCAUGGCUGAGGAAUCAGAGGAGGAUUCCAUGCCAUCUAGCGAGUGUAAGAAGGACAUCAGCAUUGGACCUCAGUUCCAAGCCACUGUUCCCAUCCUGCACUUAAACAGGCACAGUGAAAAAGCCUAUGAAAAUGAAGAUCAGCUGCUUUGGGACCCAAACAUCCUACCUGAAAGAGAGGUUGAAGAGUUCCUAUACCGUGCCGUGAAGCGGCGGUGGGACGAGCUGUCUAGCAGCAGCCUGCCAGAAGGAGAGAUGGUGAAAGACAACGAACAGGCUUUGUACGAGCUGGUGAAAUGCAACUUCAAUGCAGAAGAGGCAUUGCGGAGGUUGCGGUUCAACGUGAAGGUUAUCAGAGAUGAGCUUUGUGCGUGGAGUGAAGAAGAAUGUAGAAAUUUUGAACACGGCUUCAGGGUCCAUGGGAAAAACUUCCAUCUUAUCCAGGCAAACAAGGUCCGUACUCGGUCAGUGGGAGAAUGUGUGGAAUAUUAUUACAUGUGGAAGAAGUCAGAACGCUACGACUACUUCACUCAGCAGACUCGUUUAGGAAGGAAGAAGUACGUCCUCCACCCUGGAGCCACGGAUUACACUGACAAUGAUUUGGAUGGGGGUGAGGUGGAAAACGCCAGCCGCUCUCGGAGCUCCCCUCCCAUCCCCUCUGCCACCAGCUGCCUGGAUUCUCACUUUGGCCAAGACCAGCUAGCAAUUGAGAGCACAGAGCCCCUGAGCGUGGAGAGCACAGCCUGCAGCCUGGGCAGCAUGAGUGAAUCGGGACAGGGCUACGAGUGCAGUACUCCUUCAGAGACAAAUUGUUCCUUCGACCCUGCAGAAGAAACCUCCUCAGGCACCAUCUCUGCUUCCUGCACACGGCAUGCUGUCACCCCCUCGGACACAGGGCUCUUUGCUUUGCCACCAGCAGGACCAGGACUGGCAGAGAAGCAGGAGACAUUACAAAGCUCUGGUGAGACGAUAACCAUGGACUUCACUCUCCCUGCAGACAUUAAUGAGGGUUUGCCUUUAAUUGCUGGCCCUGUGGAUUUGGGCAGAGACCCAGAGGCAGCGGUGGCCCCUGCUCAAGUGUCCUUAUCGGUCACAGAUUUUGGCCUCAUUGGCAUCGGAGAUGUAAAUAGUUUCCUGACUGCUCAUCAGGCCUGCUCAGCACCUGUGGCUCGGUCAGAGCCUUUGUCGCAGUGAGAAUCUUCAGUCACAAACCUGUCACGGACCCAGCAAGGACUUGGACCUGACUGAGUCAAAUCCUGGAACUUCCACUGUUCUGUAGGGACAGUUUGGAGCUCUUGGUCAGAAUCCGUCUUUCCAUCCUCCUUGAUCCAAGGCUACAGUGAAACCAAACACA
This is a messenger RNA of Tympanuchus pallidicinctus (lesser prairie-chicken), 2038 nucleotides long. RefSeq names its product MIER family member 2 (gene MIER2). Lineage: Eukaryota; Metazoa; Chordata; Aves; Galliformes; Phasianidae. The transcript is spliced from 13 exons. Bases 73 to 1878 code for a protein of 601 amino acids. Gene Ontology annotation, molecular function: transcription corepressor activity; histone deacetylase binding. The record is from RefSeq and is a predicted model, not a curated record. Gene Ontology annotation, biological process: negative regulation of transcription by RNA polymerase II. Gene Ontology annotation, cellular component: nucleoplasm.